CUGCUGAUGUCAGCCUCGUCGCUCUCGCUCCUCCCGCACCCACCUCCCUGCCCCGGCACACUGCAGCUCGGCGCGGACUCUCCAGUCGCGGCGAGGUGGCUGCAAACUCACGGGCACGCACGGCGCUCCCAGAGCCGAGGGACUCGGGGGAGGGGACGCGCGCAAGGCGCUGGCAGCCAACCGCCGAGGUUGAAGACACUCGGGGCCCAGAACAGGGCAGAACCCUGGCGACUGCGGCUUCCCUUUUCUUUCUCGGCUGAGCUCCGAAGAGACUCGGGGACUGGCCCUAAAAAAGAUCAGGAAAUCUUGUUUACCGCCCGUGGAGAGGAGCUCAUCGAGCCUUUGUUUGGAAAGUCAGCAUCGCCUGCUCCCGCGGCAAUGUGUUCCUGGUGACAUUAACCCAGGGUAGACCGGUAGGAGAAAACAGGGCUCGCCAGGUUCAGCUCUGCUUUCGGAGGAGGAUCCAGAGGGCGACUUUUGUGCAUUUGUUUGAAUUUGUGGAAAUCCCUUUUCCCCCUCCCUUUGCCUCUCUUGCCCGCCGCCGGGCAUGUCCUGAUCUGGUGGCCGCGCCUACCAGCCCGGGGCUGCUGAUCCGAGCUGUCUCUCGCGGGUCUCCCUCCCUCAGUGCCUGACUUUGCAAUACCGGGAGGGCUGAUCUCUGCGAGGAAGGAGGCGGGGGAGUCACAGACACCGGGACCCGAAGCUUGACAUGCUCCGGGGCGGACCGGAGGCAGUUAGGAGCUGAGCGCACCACCGGGGCUGCUUCGCUCGCCGGUUCCCAGCGUCUUUGCCCUCCACUGGGCUCCAGCCUUGCUCAUCUGUUGGGACGCCCCCUUCUUUCCCGGGGUCCGCGGCCGGCAGGAACAUGCUGCUGAAGGAGUACCGAAUCUGCAUGCCGCUCACCGUGGACGAGUACAAAAUCGGACAGCUGUAUAUGAUCAGCAAACACAGCCAUGAGCAGAGUGACCGGGGAGAAGGGGUAGAGGUCGUGCAAAACGAGCCCUUUGAGGACCCUCACCAUGGCAAUGGGCAGUUCACGGAGAAGCGAGUCUAUCUCAACAGCAAACUGCCUAGUUGGGCCAGAGCUGUUGUUCCCAAAAUAUUUUAUGUGACUGAGAAGGCGUGGAAUUAUUACCCAUACACCAUCACAGAAUACACCUGUUCCUUCCUGCCGAAAUUCUCCAUCCACAUAGAAACCAAGUACGAAGACAACAAGGGAAGCAACGACAGUAUUUUUGACAGUGAAGCCAAAGACCUCGAGAGAGAAGUGUGCUUCAUCGACAUCGCCUGUGAUGAAAUUCCAGAACGCUACUACAAAGAAUCUGAGGAUCCUAAACACUUCAAGUCUGAGAAGACAGGCCGAGGGCAGCUAAGAGAAGGCUGGCGAGACAACCAUCAGCCCAUCAUGUGCUCCUACAAGCUGGUCACUGUCAAGUUCGAGGUGUGGGGCCUUCAGACCCGAGUGGAACAAUUUGUGCACAAGGUGGUCCGAGACAUCUUGCUGAUUGGACACAGACAGGCCUUUGCGUGGGUUGACGAGUGGUACGAUAUGACAAUGGAUGAUGUUCGAGAAUACGAGAAAAACAUGCAUGAACAAACCAACAUAAAAGUUUGCAAUCAGCACUCCUCCACUGUGGAUGACAUAGAGAGCCAUGCACAGACAAGUACAUGACAAUGGAUGAAGUGCGAGAGUUCGAACGAGCCACUCAGGAAGCCACCAACAAGAAGAUCGGCGUUUUCCCACCGGCCAUUUCUAUCUCCAGCAUCGCCCUACUGCCUUCCUCGGUGCGCAGCGCCCCCUCCAGUGCCCCGUCCACCCCUCUCUCCACAGAUGCGCCAGAAUUUCUGUCCAUUCCCAAAGACCGGCCCCGGAAAAAAUCUGCUCCAGAGACGCUCACACUUCCAGAUCCGGAGAAAAAAGCCACCCUGAAUUUACCUGGCGUCUAUGCUUCUGAAAAGCCAUGUCGGCCCAAAUCAGAGUAACUCCAUGUGAACAUCCCGUUGGGUCCUUUGUUUUCAUUCGAGGCUUUUUUUUUUUUUUUUUUUUUUUUUUUUUGAAUCCUCUGAUCGAGGAAAAGACUGCCUCUUCAUUCAGAUGUGUUCUUGGAUCUCAGAUUGUGCAUGUGGUUAAAUAAUCUCACAGAUAGCAAGAAGCCCUAAGUGUGCCACACAGCAUCAUAGUGAGUGUGAAAAGUACGAUUUAGAAAAACAAAACAGGUGGGGUUGAGGACAGAGCUCAGUGGGUGGAGCUGCUGCAGCUGCCAUGGGUUCCAUCCCAGCAAUGGUAAACUAGGCAGGGGGAUCACAAGCUCAAGGUCAACCUCAGCUACAUAAAGAGUUUGAGGCCAGCUUGGGUUAUAUGAGACACUGUCUCAAGAACAAUUAAAACCCACAGAAUUGUCUCUAGUUUUAGAUGUGGGCCAGGGAGGAAGCCUUGUUUAGGGGCCUUGAUGAAUCUGAUGUGGGCCUCAAUGGUAAAAGGGUGAGUGGAUGAGAAAACUUUUUUUUUCUCUUUUUUUCUUUUUCUUUUUCUUUUUGGUAAGCUGUGGUAAAAUAGUGAUGUCAAUUUCUUCCCAUCAAACCAGAAAUUCUCAACAACAAAUAGGAAAAGAAAAUACUCUCAGGUGUCACUUGCCUAACUGUUACAAUUGGGGACUGCAGACCACCAAUACUUGAAUUCCAGCUGUUAUCAAUGAAUUCCAGCUGUUAUCAAUGAAUUCCAGCUGUUAUCAAUAUUCAUAUUUUGAUUUAGUCUGACUCAGGAUUUGGAGCCUGAUUAACUUCUUAAAUUUUUGAAAAUUUUAAUAACCAACUUCUAGAGGCUCCAAGUGCAAUUAACAAUAAUGUCUUUAUACCUUUUCACAAAAUUUAAUAAAGCACCCAUCUGUUUGAGUCGCUUCACUAACCCCUCCGUGCCCUGGUGGAUUCUCAAAUCUUUUAAGACUUGCCAGGAUGAGUGAUGACCACAGCUAAUGUAAUGUGUAAUGUUUGGAAACAGAGCCCCAGGUGAGAUAGACAUCUUGUUUUCAGGUACCUACAAAGCUUGACCCGUGAGCCUCGUCAUCCAUAACAAUUCUCAGAAAUCUCAAUGAGCUGAGUAGACUUCAUUGACAGUCUCCCACUUGAGGAAGUUCAGGGUAGACUAAGUGACCUGGGCUUAACCACUGUCUGAAUCAUGAAAAAGAGCAUCCAGCCCUCCUGGUUUACUCUUAGCAACAUCCAGAUGUCCCCGGAAUGGGUUGGCCAUCACCGGGCUUUAGAAAACAUUGCCAUUCUCUUACGCCUCCCUUAUAAUCUACAUAUUGGGGGCCAGGGUGUAGCUCAACUGUAGAGUUCUUACCUAACAUGCAGGAUGCCCUGGGUUCAGUCCCCAACCCUGCAAAAAGGAAAUAAUCCAGAUACUGGCUGUGUCCCAGGAAUCCAGUAAAUUGAAGCAAGCAGGAAGGGGUGAGGAGGGGAGUCACAGGCUCCUAGGGAUGUCAUAAAUGUCCCUUUUGUCUUACUCUUGUUGCUGAAUGAAGGGGACAUGUUUGCCAGAAUCCAGGCUGACAGCUAGCAAGGUCAGUCAGUCUCAGUCAUCAAAAUGGCAGAAAGAGAAAUCUGUCACCGUUGCACCUCACUGCCUUGAAACCCACAAGGAAAGCAAGCAGAUAUAGCAGUGCCGAACAACAGGUAGCUCCAGAGCCCAUGUCCUAGCUAUCCCUUCCUGACUCAUGACCUUUAACCUCAGGAAAGGAAAUGGCCCCCAAUACAGAUCCCAAAGGAAGCAAAACAGAUCAAGGAGUGUACUCCCCUUCCCCGACACCUCCCAGCCGAUGAACCCUGCCCACACUCUUGGGUGUUCCCAUUCUGCAAUGUCUUCUGGGUCCAUGCCCUCUCCUGAAGCACAGAUGCUGGCCCCUCGAGCCCAGCACCAAAGUGUUUAGAGUGUCUAGAUCAUUUGUCUAUAGAUGGACAUUGCACUUCAGUACUCAAAGGAAAGCAAUUACAAAUAGCUUAUCGUAACAGCGCAUCUUUUCCUUAAGGUGACAGUACCGUAGUAGGGUACCCUUCUUUGCAUGGUAUGGAAGCAUGAAUCUUGCUUGUGGGAAAACUGUAAUCUUUUCUCAAACCCUUUGAACUCCUCAGUGGCUCCCUCACCAUGCAGCUGUAUUCAAUGAGAAUGUCUGGCUUUAAAAAGCAAAAUUCCACUUUCAGAAGACUCGGAGUUUGUGUAUGUAUCUGCUUACCAUUUGCAAGCCGACUCGGGCUGGGGUGGGCUCAUCAGUUUUUGUGUAGUACAAGUUGAUUUUUGCGCAGGUGGCUAACCCAUCUGGCACCUAGUUUUUCCAGUAACACCAUGCCACUCUUCCUUUCCAUACCAGCUUCUAUUGUCAAGGUCAACAAUCUGGUUCACUUUCAAAAGCCACAUUCUUACUCCCUUUCUGUGAGUUUUCUCUCCUUUGUAGUCAGCCCAGGACCUUUGACACCAACUGCAGCGCUAACCUAUGAUAGUGUGAUUCUUAACCAACACGUAUGUGUUCAGUUUUCCUGUCCACGUGUGGUUUGCGUGUGUUACAAAUAGGGAAGGGGUGGGAUUCUGGAUAUAUUUCAUUAGCUGCUUUGAAUAUUUAAUCCAGUCAUCCCAAAGCAUAAAUGACUUCGACAUUUUUCUGAAUCUUGAUUUCCAAGUCUCGUUUCGUCUUGUCCGUACGUGAAUCUGUUAUUGUGGGAUCCAAGCCGUCAAGGAGUGUAUAUAUAGAACAUGAGUAAUUCUUGUGAGGAUGGAAACAAAAUGGCUGCAUGACGGAAACUUAGGAAGACAAAAACUAAAUAAAUAAAUAAAAUAGCAGAAACUUGAGUUGCUAAGCAUGUUUGAGGGGGAAGUAGAAUCCUCAACUCAGUGCCUAUGUCUGCCAUGUGAAAUCCUUCAGCUUUGUUCACCAAAAUUGUAUCAUACCUGUACAUAUAUAUACAUGUAUAAAAUGCGGUAUAGCAAGUCACACGCCACCAGUUCUAAGUCUCUGGUGGCCAAACUGAAAUAGUAACCCAUAGGAUAAUACAUGUGUUUACCCCUCUUCAUCUCUGAUGGCGGUGGAUGCCGCUAAUAUGGCCAUACGUGUCUUGACUCCAGGUGGCUUCCGAAUAGGAAAUACCCCUGCGCUCUUGGUGUGGCACGGCAGCAUCGCUUUGUCUGCGCUUUCCUGGGUCAAGCUCUUGUGGUGUCUUUAUUGCAUAAAGUUUGUCUGAAACCACCCCUGAGGAGCGUUUCCUUUUGCACUGUAGUAAGAGAAAACAAAGGAAAAAGAGAAACUGUGACAUUUUUUGUUCAGUUUGUUGGUGGAUUUGUUUAUAAACUCUGCUAUCAUGGCUUUGCAUCUAUGUGGGGACUGUCUUAACUUAUGCACAGGCAAAUGUCAGCCAUAGUUUGGGAUGUGGAAAUAAGUUAGCUCAAUUGUGGAUGUCAUGAACACACACACACACACACACACACACACAUGCAAAGGCUGUCAAAAUAGCUUAGAGGGUCAAGGCACUUGCCACCAAAUCUGACAAUCUAAGCUCAAUCCACAUCUCACAUGGUUGAAAGAAGGAACUGGUUCUCACAGGUUGUCCUCUGACCUCCACACAUGUGCAGUGGUAUAUACACAUACAGGCCUGAGUGCUCGCAUGCACACACACAUACAUACACAAAUAAAAUUUUAAAAAUAAAAUACACAACCACCAAUAAUAUCCCCAAAAGUAACCAUGACUUUCUUUCAUGGCUCAUAAUGGACUUUAAACCAAAAGACAGCUUAAUAAAAACCCUCUUCAGUGAAAGUUUCAGGACUAAUGUGUUUGUGAAUAUUUUCAAAUUUCACUUCCUUUAGUAUCUCUUCAAUGCUCUGAGUCAGCAGCGUGACAGGGCACCAGCUGGCUCAGAUUGAUGGGAAAUUUGUUUUUGAAAAAGGCCAGCACAGAAUUGACCAUUCUUUCAAUCUGUAAGCAGAUAGUCCAAUGGAGAGCAACUCUAAAUAAUUUCCAUACUUUUCUGGUCACCUGACUAGUGGGCUAGAUGACAGUCUGCCAUCUAAGCCAUAGUUGUAAAAUAAAAUAAAAAUCCUGGCCUGGCCUCUAAGUUGGUAUCAAUAAACUAUAUUAAGCUCUUUAUUCUUGGUGAGACCAAAGUGUCACAAUGUCGCAUUGUGUUGACACCACGAACAGAGGCAAGAAACUUUGGGUUCUUCUGUAUUCUGUAUUUUGUAUUCCACCUUCAGCGUGGUCUGUCUGAGACUGAUAUCUUACUGGUCAAGAUCCAUAGGACUUCAUGAUGUAAGAGAGAGUGAAUUCAUGGAGAACUUCACAGACGAUGCCCCUUAAGUGUUACUCCAUUUUAACAAAUACUUAGGACAGGCCUCCCCACCUUCUUGCUUUUCGAGUUCAGUCUGUAUCUGUGAAGUUACAAGUCUCCCUUUCAGUUCCCCAGUGUCCUUGAGAAGAGUUGAUGUUAUACGUCCUGGCCACUGUCAUUUCAGAGUUUACAUUUUUGAGCUGAGAUCUUGAUCGGCUAACUUAGUCAAAAUACCACUGCCACCACUGAAGGACCAAGUGUUGAAACGCACAGUGUCUCGAGCAACGCAAGCGGAAGUAACCCUCACACACACAACCCUCUAUGUCUUUUUAUGGCUGUUCUGUCCUUAAUGCCCACCCCCCGUUAUUUAUUAUUGUUAAUAACUUACUUUUUCUUACAUUCUGUUGUAAAUAAAGUAUGAGGCAAUCUUC
Messenger RNA from Arvicanthis niloticus (Nile rat), 6741 nucleotides. The record is from RefSeq and is a predicted model, not a curated record. NCBI's taxonomy places the organism in Eukaryota, Metazoa, Chordata, Mammalia, Rodentia, Muridae.